GCUCCUCUUCCACGGAGCUUUUAGGAGUCGCCACCGUUUCUAUUCUGAUUUAGUUUCGACGAAGAUGCGUGUCUGAGCAGCACCAAUGUUCUGGCAAUGUGACUGAUUGAUCCAGUAGAUGAACAGUAAAGAUUAAGAGGAUGACAAAUAAGCAUGCUGCUUACACAGCGCUUGGGGCUAAUCCUGCCCCUCCACCCCCCUGGGCUCCCUUUUGAGGACCUGCUGCCGAGGAGAACCCACAGACAGUGACAGACUCUGACAACCGGAGGGAGGACACACAACCUGUUGACGUGCAACAAGUGUCAGCUCGAGAGCCCAUGGCAGGACCCCAGCCCAUCUGCAUCCCCACAGCAGAAGCUGGAACACAGUAGAAGCCCGAUCAGCCAUCUGUCAGACCACCGGAGGCCCCGCGGCUACACCACUCAACUUUAUAGUGCAACAAACACAUAAGGAACUUUUUUUGAGUGUUCAAGGGGACGAACACCCGGCUACGAAGUUUCGUCAGUCAAUCAAGGAGGCGUUUUCAGUGAAAAAUGAUGGAGGAUCACCUGACGAAGAUGCCCAUGCUGCCGUCCUCUUCCCCCACCGAAUCAUCCGGCAGCGUUGGGACAGACGACAGCAGAGGAGCCAAGAGUCCGGCCCCGGGUAAAGCGCUGAGCCCAGCUCUGGUCUGCAAAGUGUGCGGAGACACCAGCAGCGGGAAACACUACGGCAUCUACGCCUGCAACGGCUGCAGCGGCUUCUUCAAACGCAGCGUGAGGAGGAGGCUCAUUUACAGGUGCCAGGCUGGUACAGGCAUGUGUCCGGUCGACAAAGCCCACCGCAACCAGUGCCAGGCAUGUCGGCUGAAGAAGUGCCUGCAGGCGGGCAUGAAUAAAGAUGCCGUGCAGAACGAGCGGCAGCCCCGCAGCACAGCUCAGGUCCGUCUGGACUCCAUCGACGUGGACCCUGAGAAGGAGCACCUGGCCACCACACGGGAGCCUACCUCCUCCUCCUCCUCUUCCUCCUCCUCAUCCUCUUCCGCUUCUUCGGGCGGCUCUGUCAUCACGUGGCCCCACAUCACCUCCUCCAUGUCCAUCACCUCCUCUGUCGCCCCCCAGCGCUGCAUCAGUCCCCAGAACAACCACCGAUUCAUGGCCAGCCUCAUGACGGCCGAGACCUGCGCCAAGCUGGAGCCUGAGGAUGUUGAUGAAAACAUCGACGUGACCAGCAAUGAGCCUGAGAGAGCGUCCUCGGAGUACCACAUGGCUCUGUACCCGUCCAGUUCAGAAAACGUGUACGAGACCUCGGCUCGGCUGCUCUUCAUGUCGGUGAAGUGGGCAAAGAACCUGCCGGUGUUUUCCAACCUGCCCUUCAGAGACCAGGUGAUCCUGCUGGAGGAGGCGUGGAGCGAGCUCUUCCUGCUCUGUGCCAUCCAGUGGUCUCUGCCUCUGGACAGCUGCCCCCUGCUCUCCCUGCCGGACCUCUGUCCCGGCAUGCAGGGCAAAACCAGCUACACCAGCCUGGACCUGCGCCUCCUGCAGGAGGUGUUCAGCCGCUUCAAGGCGCUCGCUGUGGAUCCCACGGAGUUCGCCUGCCUCAAAGCCAUCGUGCUCUUCAAACCAGAGACACGCGGUUUGAAAGACCCGGAGCAAGUGGAGAACCUUCAGGAUCAGUCUCAAGUCAUGCUGGGACAACACAUCCGCUCACACUACCCCAGUCAACCGGCCAGGUUUGGAAAGCUGCUUCUUCUCCUCCCCUCCCUGCGUUUCGUGAAUUCGGAGCGGAUAGAGCUGCUGUUCUUCCACAGGACCAUCGGAAACACACCCAUGGAGAAACUCCUGUGCGACAUGUUCAAAAACUAAAACCGUGUACUCGCCGGCCAUUGCAUUUAUAUUCCUGUAUACAUAUCAAGAGAUUCUGCGUGCUGUUAUUUUUUAAGGCCACUUUAUUUUCUGUUUGUUGUUUCCACAUCAGGUCAUUCUGUAAAAAAACAAAACAAAACAAAAAAAAAAUGAAAAUGCAGUUCAUGUUAUCAUGCUUGCUCUCUGUAUCAUAUCAUCAUAGAUUUGUUUCAGAAGUGACUCGCACUUUGUCCUCUAGUAUGUUUAUGUGUUUGUGAUAGAUGGACUGUUCGUCCCUGCCGUCAUUAAUGUGACUCUUGUAUUCAUACUGUCAUGCCUUGAUGAAGUAAAAAUGAGAGUACCAA
Mugil cephalus (flathead mullet) is the source of this 2188-nucleotide messenger RNA. Its product is annotated as photoreceptor-specific nuclear receptor-like. The coding region runs from base 534 to 1844 and encodes 436 amino acids. Gene Ontology annotation, biological process: cell differentiation; negative regulation of transcription by RNA polymerase II; anatomical structure development. NCBI's taxonomy places the organism in Eukaryota, Metazoa, Chordata, Actinopteri, Mugiliformes, Mugilidae. The record is from RefSeq and is a predicted model, not a curated record. The transcript is spliced from 8 exons. Gene Ontology annotation, molecular function: RNA polymerase II cis-regulatory region sequence-specific DNA binding; zinc ion binding; nuclear receptor activity.